AUGUUCAUUGAAGUUCAGCCCCACCAGGGUGACUGCCCAGCUUCAGAGGAGAGAGACAGUGUCAGGAGGAUCUGGGCUCUGUUGGUGGCUGGAGCAAUGGCCACCAACAGUGAUGAGGACCUGAAGGCUCAGUUCAUCCAACUGUACAGAGAGAACCUCCUGCUGAUGAUCAGGAACCUCAAACUGAACGAGGGGAUCUCCCCAUCUCGACUGGUUCACCUCCAGGAUAAGAAGAAAGAAGUCCAAGUGGUGCAUAAGGCUUUGGAGCAGAAGCAAGAGGAAUUCAAGGAGAGGAUGAAAGUGGUGACCCAGAGGUGGAAGGAGCUCCAGGCCAAGGAGGCAGAGCUGAAAACCCACAUGGAGGAUUCCAAGAGGCUUAUAAAGGAAAGUGAGGAGAUGCACAUGAGAGCUCUGAAAAAAGCCACUGAAGAGAGGGAGAAGAGGCUGCAAAAGGAGAGGGAGCUUUUGAGAGCUAAGAGGGACCUAGAAGCCCUGAGAACUGCCCGCCAGAAACUCUCCACCAAGGUGCAGAAGUACUCCAUCUUCUGUAAAUACCUGGAGGAUGUGGUGAAGAACUCAGAGUUUGAGGACAUCCAGGAGAUCGUUUUGCGCUACAAGACGCUGGUGAGGAUGCGCAAGGAUCUGCUGCAGUCCCAGCAGCAGCACCAGGAGGUGUCUGAGCAAACCAAGCUGCUCCUGGACCAGUACAAGGCAGAGAAAGAGGUGGAGAUGCUGCAGUACCAAAAGGAGCUCCAGGACCUCCAGCGUCUGGAGCAGAUCCAGAAUGAUGUCUGUCUCUGGGAAGGUCACUUGGCUGACAUCAAAAACACCACUUCCAAGAAAGCCCAGGAGCUGGCCACCAUCAGGACAGCCAUCUUCAGCCUCUUCCAGACUGUGAGCAUGCACAUGAAAGCAGCCCCCAAGGUGCCAGUGGAUGACUACCAGAGACAGCUGGACAUGGUUCAGAAGUUCAUCCAAGACCGCACAGACCUCCUUCUGAAGGUGAAAUGGUUGGACACACAGACCCAACACCGAGCAUCUCUGCCUCUGGAGAUAAAAGCAAGAAGCCAAGAGGACUCGAGCAGCCAGCCAAGGCUCAGCAGGGUGGGAGGGGCAAGAGCAAGACAAAGAGACCUACAGAAGAAGUAG
Messenger RNA from Calypte anna (Anna's hummingbird), 1149 nucleotides. It is a transcript of the gene CCDC42, whose product is annotated as coiled-coil domain containing 42. Bases 1 to 1149 code for a protein of 382 amino acids. The record is from RefSeq and is a predicted model, not a curated record. NCBI's taxonomy places the organism in Eukaryota, Metazoa, Chordata, Aves, Apodiformes, Trochilidae. Gene Ontology annotation, biological process: spermatid development. The transcript is spliced from 8 exons.